CAGCAGUGCAGAAUUUACACUGGCUUGACUGUUUUCUCAUUUCUGGACUGAGCGUCUGUCAAUGAAGAGAUGAACAUGGCAGAGAAAAUCAUUCUUUUGUGUUUUGUCUUUCAAGGUGUUUGCUGUAGAGAUUUCAGCAUCAGUCUGCCAGAGAAUAUUGAAGCUCUCAGUGGAUCAUGUGUGAUCAUAAACUGCGGAUUUGAGAUAAAUGAAACGUAUGACAAAGACCUCACUGAGACAGCUACAGGACUGUGGUUCAAAGAUGGGACUGAGGUGACCAAAAAUCUAGUGUUUAACUUAAGUACAUCAAGCCAGAACAAAAUAAAAGGGAAUAUAACUGGAAAAUUAAAAGACAAGAACUGUACCACUGUCUUUUAUGAUCUCAGAUCAAAUCACAGUGGUCAAUAUUACUUCAGGAUUGAGGGUGAAGGUGAACUGAAAUGGAACUAUAAACUAAAGAAUGUUUUAAUUCAAGUCAUUGACUCUCCUCCCAAACCCACAGUGCAGCUGUAUGUGGAGCAGAAGAAGGUGCAGGAUCAGGAGGAGGUGUUGGAGGUGUUGAAGGGGAGCUCUGUGAGUCUGCGCUGCUCUGCUGAGACUCUCUGCUCCUCUCCUCCACCAACUCUCACAUGGAGCUCCACUCCCAGAAUCCCCCUCAGUGAGAGCAGCAGACUACAGGAGCUCAUCUCUGAUCUGAACUUCACUGCUACUCACCGUCAACACAGAGUCACUUUCACCUGCACUAUAACCUACCAGCUACAGGACGAGAACAAAACAGCACAGAACAACAUCACAUUACAUGUUCAGUAUGCACCUAAAAUCUCUCCGUCCUCCAGCUGUGUCAGAACUGAUGUAACUGUGUGUUUCUGUGAAGCUGAUGGGAAUCCCACUCCUGAACUGGAGUGGCAUCUGUCUGGACGUCCUGUCACUAACUCUUCAAACACGUUGAUCAGUGAAGAGCGAUUGAGCAGCACAGGCUUGAGGAGCUCCAUCACUCUACAUCAGUCUCUCACACACACAUCCACUCUGCAGUGUGUCAGCAACAACACUCAUGGCAAUGCAAGUCAACUGCUUGAACUGCCUUCCGCUGUUGAACGUUUGAAUCUUGUCUCUAUGAUGAUUGGAGUUGCUGUUGUGGGUUUGGUGGUCCUGUUGUUUUCCGCCAUUACAUACAUAUGUGUACGAAAAGACGAUGUGAAGCUUCCACAGAAUACACAAGAAGUCACUAAGAGAAGUGGUCAAAAUGCAUAUGAAGUCGGUCCACAAGACACUCAAGAUGAGUCUCUUUAUGUCAUGAUGUCAUCUGCUGGAGCAAAAUCAAUCACAGCAAAUGAAGAAUCUGUUAUUUAUUCCUCCAUGGACUUCACAAAUUCUACACCACGAGAGGAUGGGAGCAUCUCCUCACUUAAUGCUGAUUAUGGUGUGGUCCAGGAUUGUUCUGGAGGGCUGGCAAAGACUGAGAGCUCCAUGGGAGAGUCUUCAAGAGUAAAAGAAGCACAGGUGAUUGAUUGCUUAGUAAGCACAACUGCACUUACAGAGUCAAAGCAAUCAGAGGACGAGCUGUUUGUAGACACCUCUCAGCUUUAUGCAAAGGUUAAACGUCGUAACUGUCAGACCUGA
Molecule: messenger RNA, 1620 nt
Organism: Labeo rohita (rohu)
Lineage: Eukaryota; Metazoa; Chordata; Actinopteri; Cypriniformes; Cyprinidae
Product: sialic acid-binding Ig-like lectin 13
Exons: 8
Coding region: 70-1620 (516 amino acids)
Source: RefSeq, a predicted model, not a curated record